CUCACAGACGGAAAUCGAUCUGUUGCUAGCACAUCUGGAACAGGCCGUCCACCAGUUGCGCACAUUGCACCCAACAACAUACAUUCGAGACGUGGACAUCUUCAGUGCAUUGGAUAGAGAGUAUCUGCUGCGAUGGAACGAAGAGGAAGCCCCAGUGGUCAAUGAGACAUUGGUCAGUCUCUUCUUGCGUCAUGCUCGUCUUCAACCUUCUGCACCGGCAGUAUGUUCCUGGGAUCGGAACCUCACCUAUGGCGAGGUUGAUGACAUGUCCGAAAGGCUGGCCCUAGAAAUGGUGCGUAGAGGGGUCGCGCCCCAGGAUACAGUUGCAUUGUGUGUGGACAAAUCGGCAACAGCAAUAGUCGUAAUGACAGCCGUCCUGCGAACCGGUGCAAGCUUUGUCCACUUGGGUAUCAAAAACCCAGUCCAGCGCCAGUCGGCUAUUCUCGACGCCUGCCAGGCUACUGUCAACGUCUCUCUAUUGAUUGUAGACGAGCAGAACAAAGAGCGUCUUGCUGAACAUAAGUCCCGCGAAUCACUACCGGGGCUCCUUGUCGAUGAGCAAUUCAUUGCCUCACUCCCCCCUGCAACAGAGGCUACAUUCCCAUUACCUACUCCCGAGCCUCAUUAUGCUGCCUCAUUUACAUUUACUUCUGGAUCCACUGGUACCCCCAAGGGCAUUAUCCUCGAGCAUGGCUCAGUGGCCACGAGCUGCCAAGCUAUGUCAGAUCGCUUUGGUAUUGGCCCAGGAACACGAAUCCUCCAAUUUGCUUCCUACACAUUCGAUGCUAGUGUAGGAGACAUCUUCUAUGCUCUUGCUCGCGGUGCAUGCGUCUGCUCGCCAUCCGAGCAAGAAAGAGUUGACAACCUGGCCGAAGCAGCUCGGAAAUUGCAGAUCAAUUGGGCAUUCUUGACGCCGUCUGUACUUUCGUUGUUGGACCCUAGUGACAUACCUUCGCUGCGCCGGCUCCUACUCGGCGGCGAGAAGCCUUCGCCGAAACACGUUGCACAUUGGGCGAAGAGUGUGUCCCUACAUCUUGUCAUGGGUCCUUCCGAGUGCGCCAUCUACUGUGCCGGCAGUGAAGCCAUAAAGCCCGGCCAGCCACCCUCUACCUUCGGAACGGCAGCAGGCUGUCGAAUGUGGGUAGUUGAUCCUCGAGAUCAUACCAGAUUGGCGCCCAUCGGAUGCCCAGGCGAGUUGGUCGUCGAGGGCCGCACCGUAGCUAGAGGAUACCUACAUAAUCCGGAGCGUACACGCCUCGCCUUCCUUGGAGAGAAAGACGCUCCAUGGCUCCCUCCACGACCUGCUAAUGCCGCACCACGUCGCCUGUACAAAGCUGGGGAUUUGGUACGCCUUGAAGCACACGAUGCCACAUUCACCUUCAUUGCUCGUAAAGAUAACCAAGUCAAGCUUCACGGCCAGCGAGUUGAGCUCGAUGAAAUUGAGUACCAUAUCAAAGACGCUGUCUGUGAUAUUGACAGUGCCUGUGUAGUCCUCAACACAAACAAUGCUCCAGGACACAGGAGUAGACAUCCCCUCAUUGUAUUUUUGGUGUUUGUCAGGACCUCCAAUGCUGUCGAUAAUGUGGAACAUGAGGGUUCUACCUUGUCACUAACCCCCAACGGAACAUGUUUACUACGAAAAGCGAAAGAGCACCUCUCUGUCGCGUUACCUGCUUAUAUGGUUCCUACGCUAUACGUCCCGAUUCACCAUGUACCUUUCACUGCCAAUGGCAAGCGGGAUAUUGCCAGGCUACGCCAAAUCGCAUCUGACUUGACCCAGGACGAACUACAGGCUUUCUCCUUGACGGAGCCGAAGUCUAAUAAAGUUUUAAGUAGGUCACUAACUCCUCAGGAGGAGCAACUCAGAGACCUUUGGGUUGAUGUGCUCGAGCUCGAUCCAUCAAACCUCGGACCGGACAGUGACUUCAUUCGACAAGGUGGCGAUUCCUUGACUGCGAUGCACUUGGUGACGGCCGCGACGAGAAAGGGAUUUCAUUUGCCAGUGUCAACUACUAUGACGCAUCCUCGCUUGUCCGACAUGGCGUCACAGAUGACUCUCCUGGAAUCACAAGCGCAAGAUGCAUCUCCAGAUCCAUUCUCCCUUCUACGAUCAUCAUCAGACAUUGCAACCCUCAAGGCACGCUGUGCUGAGGCAUGCAAAGUGGACUUGGAUCAGAUAGAAGAUAUCUACCCCACCACUCCUGUACAGGACAUGCUCGUAAAUGCAGGUCGCAUGCGCCCGGGCACUUACAUCUUGACCAUGACCUUCCAGCCACCGCCAACAGUGCCACUUGAUGUAUUCAUGGCAGGCUGGGACCGGGUCGUGCGAUCAGCAGAUAUCCUUCGGACACGCAUUGUCGCCGAUCCUGAUGCAGGAAGGCUCCAGGUGCUGAUGAAAUCUCUUGAAUGGGACUUUUAUGAUACAGAGGAGGACUUCAAAGCUCGCAACGACCACGUAGAGAUGGACUUCGGCACUCGGUUGGCGCGGUUGGGCAUAAUUCGUAAAGGACCUUCGGGUAACUUUGUUUUCGUAUUCGGGGGUCAUCACGCGCUUUAUGAUUCAUUCAUGCUUUCUAUGAUCUUCGAGCGCGUUGCUCAGUAUUGCAAAAUGGGAAAAUUCGAUUCACUCUCGCCUUUCAAGAACUACGUCGCAUACAUCAACAAACUACCUCUUCAGCCCUCCAUGGAGUUCUGGAAAACCACAUUAGAAGGCAGCCCCACCCCAUCAUGGCCACCCGUCCCCGAAGGCCCUGACGCCACCAACUCGAUCAUCAACCAAUUCGUCCCCGUCACAGCACGACCCGCAGAAUUCACAUUCGCCAUCAUCGCGCAAGCAGCCUUCAGUCUCCUCUUCGCCGCCUACUCUGGCUCAGAUGACGUAACGUUUGGCAUGACGUUCUCCGGCCGCGAUACGCCCCUCCAUUCCAUUAUCAGCACCGCUGGUCCCACAAUCUACUCCAUGCCCUUCCGCAGCCGCGUCAACCGCACCACAACAAUCGGAACCUUCUUCGACGCCGUGCGCCAGGCCAAUCUCGGUACCGUCCAGCAUGGCCAUAUCGGCAUACCCCAGAUUAGACAGGCGAGCUCGGAUGCUGCUCAGGCAUGCACUUUCAGAGCGCUCUUCGCCGUCCAGCCACGACAUCUCGCGAUCCCGAGUGACGUCUUCGGCGAGCGGCUUUCGUUCCACGAGGAGAUGGGUAGACUGGCUUUGAUCUUCGAAUGCGUCACCGUAGAGGGCGGUGUAGAUCUCGUCGUUGAGUUCAAGAACGCGAGCUUGAAAAAGCCCGAGACGGAGGUUUUCGUCAACCAGUUUGGCUCGCUGCUACAGAGGCUUGUGGCGCUGCCGCUGGGCACGUUGAUGAGCGAUGUUGUUGUACUAUAGAACGAAGGAAGUCAUUUAGCUUAAAAUAGG
Messenger RNA from Aaosphaeria arxii CBS 175.79, 3412 nucleotides. Its product is annotated as acetyl-CoA synthetase-like protein. Gene Ontology annotation, molecular function: phosphopantetheine binding; catalytic activity. The record is from RefSeq and is a predicted model, not a curated record. Gene Ontology annotation, cellular component: cytoplasm. Gene Ontology annotation, biological process: amino acid activation for nonribosomal peptide biosynthetic process; secondary metabolite biosynthetic process. NCBI's taxonomy places the organism in Eukaryota, Fungi, Ascomycota, Dothideomycetes, Pleosporales. Bases 266 to 3382 code for a protein of 1038 amino acids. The transcript is spliced from 2 exons.